AUGGCAUUCCAAGUUCAUCCCCUCUUCUCAACUUACCCCGGAGCAUCCUUCGUUCCACUUCCCGGAAACUUCUCAGGACCUCAAUUCGCCCUUUCCUCUGGAGGUCCAUCAGCAGGUUAUUGGGGUCACGUACCUCUCGAACCACCUCAACCGGGUCAAUGGGGGGAAGUACCGGCUAUGGUAGCGAUGAGAGAGGGUAGAGGUACUGGUACUUUUGGUGGUGUAGGUGGACAGAUGUUCAAUUAUGGUUGGCCAAAGUAUGGACCGAUGCCUCUCAAACCUGAACUAGGAGGAUUCGUGGGGAAACUCAACCCUUACGGUCGUUCUUUCCCAUACGGAUUCUACAAAACUCCUUAUUGA
Messenger RNA from Tremella mesenterica DSM 1558, 360 nucleotides. RefSeq lists its product as uncharacterized. The record is from RefSeq and is a predicted model, not a curated record. Bases 1 to 360 code for a protein of 119 amino acids. The transcript is spliced from 3 exons. Lineage: Eukaryota; Fungi; Basidiomycota; Tremellomycetes; Tremellales; Tremellaceae.